This is a messenger RNA of Brienomyrus brachyistius, 4645 nucleotides long. RefSeq names its product trafficking regulator of GLUT4 1-like. Bases 345 to 1082 code for a protein of 245 amino acids. Lineage: Eukaryota; Metazoa; Chordata; Actinopteri; Osteoglossiformes; Mormyridae. Gene Ontology annotation, cellular component: membrane. The record is from RefSeq and is a predicted model, not a curated record. The transcript is spliced from 5 exons.
CUCACGCCUUUCCCGCAUCACGGCGGCUCCCUUACACCUACAUCACGUUUUAAUCGGGAUGCGAUCGCAGUACUAAACAAUUCCGGGAUCGAAGGAGGCUGCAUUUGCAUUUACGGAUUUUGUCAAAUAAGUUGCAUACUUUAUUAUUAUAUUUCACGGUUAGUACGGCAACUGGUUAUCGAGGGAGAUAUUAAUGUUACCGUUACUGAUGUGGAUGUUUUGAAGUGCAAAUGCAUAUCGUUAUUCGACAUAUGGACGUUGGGUCGUUUUUUCUAUUGAUAUAACUUCAUUAAGAGGUAUCAGGAAUAAUAGCAGAGAGAGAAAGAAAACAUUUUGACUGCAUAAUGGCUUUGAACAAUGACACUACAAAGCCCAUCCCUGAUCCUACCAUUGUGUCAACUGAUCCUGGAGAAGAACCGGUGGAAGUUGACCAUGCACCUGACUCUCAGCAAGCUUCUAGUGUGGAUCCAGCCACCCCUCAGUCGGUGCCAGGGGAACAACAAACUCUCCUGCCCUCAGAGUCCGCACCCUGCCCCAGCCCUGCUUCUCCUGCUACUGACUCUGCACCUUGUGUGGAGGUGCGAUCUGAAGAGGAAGUGGUUCUGAUUGAUGAAAAGAGAAUGGAGAAUGGGAAUAGCAUUUGCCCUGUGCCCGCUGACAGCACUCCCCCCUCGUCUCUGCCCUCCCCACCUCGACACCCGCAUGGUAAAUCGCACACCCACUCUCAGAAUGGCAGGGCUAGGCUAGGCAGCCGCUCGGGGUCGCUGGGUCAUGUGACAGCAUCGCCACGACCAUCGCUGUCUCGCCACCCCAGCAUCGUGACGAAUGGCACGGGAGACGGAUCCAAACCCAAGGACUAUCUAAUACUAGCCAUCCUGGCUUGCUUCUGCCCCGUUUGGCCUAUCAACAUAGUGGGAUUUGUUUACUCAGUGAUGUCCAGGAAUAGUCUACAGGAGGGCAACGUAGAUGGUGCUCGACGUCUGGGCCGGGUGGCCAAGCUACUGUCUGUGGUCUCCCUGGUGGGAGGGGUCCUCAUCAUUGCUGCCUUCAUCAUCAACUGGGGCAUUAUUCUAAAAUCCUAAGUAGUGCUUCUGCACAGACCAAGCUAAACAUCAGCCAACACAUUUGGAUUAUUUUUCAUCAAUCAAAUUGAAGCAUCUACCUUCUACCAACACUAUGCUAUUGGCUGUACUUUCUUCUCUCAAUGACGAGCUAUGGAAAGUAAAACAACCUAUACCUCAAUUCUGUCAACCUUAUAUAGCUUAACUGCUUCUGAGAAACAACACCACACCAAAAUUUAUCAGAGUCAACUUUAUAUUCCAAAUUGAGGGACUGCAGUUGACUAAAUGAGUAACACCAAAAAUAUCUUGCAUGUUUCCAGGACUCUUGAUACCAUUGGUGAUAUGGUGAACAUUAAAAAAUUUAUAGGAAAAGGUCUGACAUAGAUGUUCUUUCACAACCUUAAUUUACCAUCUUCGGUGUAUGCGAAGACUAUCUGUGACCCUGUGCAAAUGUACUGUACUCAAGAUCUUCAAGAACAUUGUGCCAAAAUCACUGGGGGACUAUAAGGAGGAAUCGUUGUUAAGAAGGCAGUAUCUAGUACACGAAAAGGAGAAUGAAGAAUAUUUAGUCUGAUUUUUAACAUACCUAAUACUAUUUCCAAAUUUAACCAUGAAAUUAAAAAAUACUCUUCAAUUAAAACAAUUUUAGCCAUUUUAACUGUAGCAUAUCAAUCUAAUAUUAAGAUAAAUUUGUAACAAAGGCCAAUGUUGAAAUCAUUAGGAAUGAUUUCAUUUAGAAUUUUGGAGUUUUGUGAAACAAAACUAUGAAUGUAGAUUUCCAAUUUAUUGCAAAAAGAGAGACAAACCACUCGGCGAAUACUGAUGAUUUUUCAUGACUAUCUACCCUUUUAAAUUGAAUUUGAAAUAUCAGGAAAUGCAAGUAGAAAUGUUUUACAUACACAGAAUAGAGCAGCUAGGAAUAGCACUGGUGAUGGACAAGAGAUGGGAAAAAUAAGGGAAUAGAGUUAAAAAUGAAACAAGGAAGGAAACAAGUGCAAAGGAGAACAUGAAGGAGGAGCCUGAAGAGGAUGUUUCAUGAACAAACUUUUGGAUCAUGGAUUUACACUAAGGUUGCUUUUCUAUGCUGGACAAUCCGAAAACCAGGUAAAUCCUUUCAGACUGUAACAAAGUCAUGACAGCUACUAAUUUUUAAUUUCUCUUUGUAAUUUUAUUAAUUUAUUUUUACUUGGCAGUUGGAGUUUGCUUACUAAACUCUAUCAAUGAGUGCAUUACCAAGAUAAAUUUGUAUGUUAUUAUUUGAGUUAGCUAGAAAGUGUGAAGGAUGCAAGUGUAUAAAUUCAGAUUUAGCUUUUAGACGGUGAAUGCUUUACGACAAGUAGAGGGCUUAUUAGAAAUGUUCAGUAUCUGCAUGUUGUAUUAGGCAGGCAGUAGAACUGGUUAAGGUAAAAUCAUUUAUUUUAUUUUUGCGACUUUCUCGGCAGUUUCCGUAUGUGACACUUUGGAAAUUUAGUUUUGAUGUGUUGUACCUUGCAGUAAGAUGGUGUCUUGAGAUUAUCAUGAGAUAAUCAUAGAAUGUAAAACUCAGUACUCUGUACUCAGAAAUGGUCAAUUCCCUUUUGUGACUUACAUACAUGUCAGACAUUUUUAGACUGACAUUUGAAUUAUCUCUAUAAACUCAAAUUGUAUGCCCUUCUGAUUUUGGCAGGAAAUGCAUUGAAGGGACAAAAUAUAAUUUUUUGGUACUAGUGGACAGUUUUUGGAAAUUUUGGUUAGAAAAUAUUUAUUUGGAUAAACAGACACAGCACACGUGGAAACAUCAUAUAUUGGAUAAAUGGUUAUGGAAAAUAGAUGGAUGGACAUACAAAUACAAACAGGAUAGUAUUGUGCAGAAUGUGUACAUCACAGGUGUACGUUAUGUGUAGCAUGAUGAGUGAGUGUCCUUCCUUACAACAAUAGAAUCCAUCUGAUAUUCACUAUACAUUCAUUGCUUUAUAUAAAAGAUUUUCCUGCAUUAGUCCAUGAGUAAACAGACCAAAAAGUUUUGAAAGUAAAAUAAAGGAAUUUUACACAUAGCCACCUUGUCUAAAAUAGAAUUUUUCUAUAUGCUUCAUGAGUUGAAUAAUACAAUGAUAAAUGAAAUUAGGCUGAUUAGUAUAUUUUUUUGACAUUUGUACUUUAUUGCAGAGGGCAUUUUCUGUAACGUGUGGCGGGUUUGCCUUACAUAUGAACAAAUCUAUGUAUUUAACGACUUCUCCUGCAUAUUCUGCAUCUUUAGGGAAUAGGUGAAUUUAGAUGAGGACAAAUCGCAAAGCAUUGGCCUUCUCAGUCCCACACAGAUAAGAGUCCAAGCUGUUAGUAUUACAAAAAUAAUCCAAGGCGGCCAACUGUUUUCAGUGUAACUACUUUUAUUGGAGAAAUGGUGAAGAACAACCUUCUGCCAGAUUAAAGCAAUGUAAUAUGAGGUUUCUUUCUUGAGGAUUUUAGAGACAAACACGUUGAACCGAUCAAUAUUAAACUUGAGUGUUGUGUGAAGUUCAAUUGCAGUUAGUAAUUAGUAUGCAAUUCAGUAGCCCUAAGCAGCAUCAUUUGUGAAGAUAAACCCAUAUAUAUUCAUUGCAGCUGUGUUGCAUAUAACUAACUCAUACCUUAGACUGGGGAUUAGAGUGAAGCUACAUGAAUUGAAUCCACUUUACUUGUGCUUCACUUCCUUCAGAGAAGGCGAGCACGUUGGCCCGAAUGCAGAAGGUCGCCGUGCAUUUAUAUUUACAAGAAUGAAUGGAUUUUCUCAUUAAUCCCUUGGCCCAAUGGCUUGUCUUCACACCCUGACUCAAUGAAUGAAACUUCUGCAUGUGUGUUUUUAAAGGUUAAAAAAAAAUUGCCUUCUGCACUUAAUAUACGUUUUGUUUGUUCAGCGGUGCAUAAAUACCCAUAUCUUUGACCUGCUUGUUCUAUCUGAUAUAACACAGAAAUAUCUUCCUGUAUGUAUUUUGUGUAUGAUUAUAUAACAUAUAUAUUACUCUAAAUCUGACUGUUAAACUUUCUGUGCUUUUAGGGAAAUGUAAAUGCCCUUUAUUAUAAUCGUCGUUGUUAUGUUAAUCCUUUCCGAAUGACUAUGCUGCAUUUUUAAGAUGUUAUUACACAAAUACUUGGUAAUGAUAUCUGAAAGUUGUUUUUUUUAUGUACUUACUAAAUACAACAAUGCCUGUAAUAUAGACUGACCUCUGAAGCAUGUUUACACUUUUACUUCUGAUGACUUUUGUAAAUGUCUACAAAAUGAAACCUUAAUCCCACUGUGCCAUGUUUUAAAUGCCACCAGCACUCUCCCAAACCAUUGUUGGCUGCUGUAUUAUAUUUUUAUAUGUUCAGUCUGACAUUUUCCUAUUCUGCGUGUUUUUAAACACUUACGGAACAUGGUUUUCGUCAUGCUACUUAUAGGUAUAUAAUUCAAUAUGAAAUGUACCACUAUAUAAUGCUACUUACUGGUAAUACUACUGAUAUUAUUAUACUCAUGGUUAUAUUUUGUUGUCUAUAUAUCGUUUUUGUAUGAAUUGCCUCUGCAUGCCUUACUUGAUGCAUUUGCUUUAGUAUCAAAUAUAUUAUCUAAAUAAAAAUGAUUAUUCAGA